This is a messenger RNA of Fusarium coffeatum, 2760 nucleotides long. RefSeq lists its product as uncharacterized. Gene Ontology annotation, cellular component: chromosome; chromatin; nucleus. Lineage: Eukaryota; Fungi; Ascomycota; Sordariomycetes; Hypocreales; Nectriaceae. The transcript is spliced from 3 exons. The record is from RefSeq and is a predicted model, not a curated record. Bases 1 to 2760 code for a protein of 919 amino acids. Gene Ontology annotation, molecular function: protein binding; histone H3K36 methyltransferase activity. Gene Ontology annotation, biological process: regulation of DNA-templated transcription.
AUGGAGGAAAUCAAGCUUGAGGAGGGCGCAAACGACGCGCAGGUGAAGCAGGAGGCCAACACUCCCAUGAGCGUCACGAAUGGUGACCACGAAAGCUCUCGAUCGCCGACCGCCUCUCAGGACGGCGUCAAGUCGCGCAGCGAAAGCGCAGAUACCCCGAGUUCAAACAGACCCUCAAAGCUCUCCCGAAAGGCUUCCCAAAAAUUAGCCGCCAGUCGCGAACCCGUGCUUUUCGACCACCUCCCCGAUAUGACCACAGAGUCAUGCAAAUUCUUCCAACGCAUCCCCGACUGCCUCUACGGCUCAAAGCACCUUGGAUCUACAGAUAACGACGCCUUGGACUGCGAGUGUCGGGAAGAAUGGCACGAUGGCAAGAACCUUGCUUGUGGCGAAGAUUCAGAUUGCAUCAACCGGGCGACAAAAAUGGAGUGUAGCGCCGAGGCAGGAAACUGCGCAGGAGGCUGCCAGAACCAGCGAUUUCAGCGCAAGCAGUACGCCAAUGUGUCAGUCAUCAAAACCGAAAAGAAGGGUUUUGGCCUACGCGCCGAUUCGGAUCUACAACCCAAUGACUUUGUUUUUGAAUACAUUGGUGAGGUCAUUAACGAACCUACAUUUCGACGCCGCAUGAUUCAGUACGAUGAAGAGGGGAUCAAGCACUUCUACUUCAUGUCCCUGAACAAGAGCGAAUUUGUGGACGCAACGAAAAAGGGCAACUAUGGUCGCUUUUGCAAUCACUCGUGCAACCCUAAUUGUUAUGUUGACAAAUGGGUGGUUGGCGACAAACUUCGGAUGGGCAUAUUUGCCUCGCGCAAGAUCCAAUCCGGAGAGGAGUUGGUGUUCAAUUACAAUGUUGACCGAUAUGGUGCCGACCCUCAACCCUGCUACUGCGGGGAACCCAAUUGUGUGGGUUUCAUUGGAGGCAAGACACAAACUGAGCGAGCAACCAAGCUGCCUGCAGCCACAGUUGAGGCGCUGGGUAUCGACGGAGGCGAUGGCUGGGAUACUUCGGUUGCCAAGAAACCCCGGAAGAAGAAGCCUGACGAGGACGAUGAGGAAUAUGUCAACAGUAUACGACCACGCAGUCUCAACGAGGAUGAUGCGAGAAAGGUCAUGGCCGCGCUUAUGCAGUGCAAGGAGAAAUGGAUUGCAGUCAAGCUUCUGGAACGUAUCCUGCGGUGCGACGAAGAACGCGUCAUUCACUGCGUUAUGCGGAUGCAUGCUUAUCAAAUUCUGAAAACGACCCUCAAUACUUUUAUCGACGACCACAACGUUGUCCUUCAGGUGUUGGAUAUUCUUGACAAGUUCCCUCGAUUAACGAGGAACAAGGUGCAGGACUCCAAGAUUGAGACGACAAUCGAAGGGUUGACGCAAUCCGAGCACGAAGACGUGGCAUCAAAAUCCAAGCAUCUGCUCGACGAAUGGAGCAAACUUGAGGUAGCUUACCGAAUCCGGCGGCGCAAGUUUGACCCAAACGCGCCGGCUGCAAACUCUUUCGAGGAACGUCGUGGAGCAGGUCGAGAAGAAGAGACGGCACCAUCUACUUCCAAGACCGCAUCGCCAACACCCAUUGACGCACCCAAGGGUCCUCGGAACAGCAUGCCUCAAAGGAAUAAUGCCUUCUUCCAGAAUGGUGGACGCCCUCGCAGACCUCCAUUCAACGCUUCACUUCCUCAGGGGUGGUUUACCGCAAAGGACGCUGCAGGCAACACUUACUUCUAUACCAAGCAGGGUGCUACCACCUGGCAGAGGCCUACACAGCCCGCAACAGACCCAGCUGCGAAGACACCCUCUAAGGCUAUGAAGGAGCAAUUGGCGAUUCAAAGUAUUAUCAACCAAGUUACUGAGAAAGGGACGCCAAAGCACACUUCUGCGUCAACUCCGAAGGCGGCCGAAACGCCCCCUAAGGAGGUGAAACAGGAGAAAUGGCGGUCUAUACCAGUUGACAAACGGAUGAAGAUUUAUGAGAAUACUCUAUUUCCCCAUAUCAAACACGUCCUCGACAAAUUCCAUCACAAACUUCCUAAGGAGGAGCUGAAACGCUUUGGUAAAGAUAUAGCUAAGAAGCUAGUCGCGUCCGACUUCAAGAACAACAGAGUCGAAGACCCCAGUGCACCACUUGGUGACAAGCAGGUCAAAAAGAUCAAGCAAUAUGUCAAAGACUUUUUGGACCGUGCUGUCAGAAAAUAUGGAGAGCAUAAACGGAAGGCAGAUGAAGGCGCGGAUGCCCAGAUGAAGGAUGACCAGGGACCCAGCACUGCAGGUAGCAGGGCUGGCUCUGCCGUCGAUGUAUCGGAGGGCGCGUCUCUAGCUAAGGUCGACGGCACAUCGGCAGAUGGAAUAGACGUUAUCGUAGGAUCAGACAGGGAGGGCAGCGGUUCUCUGGGAAGCCCUGAUCGUAAGCGAAAGAGGGAUACAGAAGCGGGUGGUUCACCAUCCAUUACUUCAACGGAUGGGCCGAAUAUGAAGAGGCUAAGAGAGGACGAGUUGGAAGCGCCUAGUCCGCCACCUCCUCCGCCACCUCCUCCGCAGUCGUCUAUGGAUGGUGUUGUUACUGCCGAACAGGAAGCUCUUCGUGAGCAGGAAGAGGCACUAAUGAGGGAAAACGAGGAGGCACAGAGGCUUGAGGACGAGGCUCAUCAUACAAAGGACUUGGAGGAUGCCACCAAGAAUGCUGAGAAGGAUAUACUGGGAGCGUCUAACGAGAUAUCUCGGCUUAAUCACCAAGGUCGAGGACCUGGCUCGCAGGAGACGCCGGCGUAA